AUGUCUGCCGAAGAACCAGCAGUGGCUACAAGCCCCGCAAAUGUCGUGAAGUCAAAGGCAGGAAGUACGGAAUCUGCGCCUUCUUCUAUACCAGCCAAAUCUUCGAGUACGAAAGCAGGAAAUGUAAGGGAAGCUGCGACACCCACUCCCGAUGGAGGAAAGCUGUCGGCCGCCGAAUUGAAAAAGAAGGCAAAGGAAGAGAAAGCCGCACGUAGAGCUGCAGCAGUACAAAAUAAGGCAGGAAGCGAAAAUGUAACUCCUGCGCCCGCAGCAGCAGGGCAGAAAAAUGAACCCGUGAAAGGAGGAAAAGCUCAACCCAAGAAAGGUGCAGAAGUACGAAACUUACCAGUGAGAGGAGGGCCGACAAAAUCUGCUCCGGUUAUAGAAGUGCCAAAGGUUGAAGAUAAGACAGUCGAACUAUUUAGGCAUUUAUACAAACCUCGAACAACUUCAAUUGCUGAGGCAGGCAAAGAUGUUCAUCCUGCAGUGCUUGCCCUUGGGCUGCAAAUGAGCAAUUACAUAAUAUGUGGUAGUUGCGCAAGACUCGUGGCAACGCUGCAAGCAUUCAAAAGGGUUGUCGAAUCCUAUAAAACCCCUGUUGGGGCAAGUCUCACACGUCAUUUCAUACCACAUGUUCUUUCUCCUCAGAUUGAAUACUUAGCUUCUUGUCGGCCCCUUUCGGUAUCUAUGGGUAACGCUAUUCGCCACCUUAAACUGGAGAUAUCAAAAACCGACCCAGACCUGUCAGAAACUGACGCAAAAGAGAACGUUUGCGAUGCCAUCGAUGUCUUCAUGCGCGAGAGGAUUACUUUUGCUGAUAAAGUUAUCGCCGAUACUACUGCGGAGAAGAUUAGAGAUGGUGACGUUAUAUUGACUUACGCCAAAAGUAGCCUGGUGCAAAAAGCGCUAGUGAGAGCUCACGAAAUGGGUAAGAAAUUUAGAGUCAUUGUGGUUGAUUCUAGACCUUUACAUGAGGGGAAGCACUUGGCAUCAGCACUCGUCAGUCUAGGCAUCGAAGUCAAGUACUGCCUGAUUCAUGGAUUAAGUCACAACAUUCAAGAUGUGACAAAAGUUCUACUAGGUGCUCACGCGAUGACGAACAACGGACGAUUAUACUCAAGGAUAGGCACAGCUUUGGUCGCCAUGGAAGCUUCCAACGCUGAUAAGCCGGUGAUUGUUCUUUGCGAGACCAUCAAGUUCACUGACAGAGUAGCUUUGGAUUCAAUUGUCCUUAAUGAGAUUGCGCCAGCAAAUGAGCUCGUGAUUGCCGGAGGACCAUUGGAGAAUUGGAUGGAUGUUAAGAAACUCCAACUUUGCAAUCCAAUGUACGAUGUCACACCUGCUGAGUACAUCCAGAUGAUUGUUACGGAAUCAGGAAGUAUACCAACUACAUCAGUCCCAGUGCUUCAUAGACUAGUAAACGAAGCUCAAUAG
This is a messenger RNA of Sclerotinia sclerotiorum 1980 UF-70, 1434 nucleotides long. RefSeq lists its product as hypothetical. The transcript is spliced from 2 exons. The record is from RefSeq and is a predicted model, not a curated record. The coding region runs from base 1 to 1434 and encodes 477 amino acids. Lineage: Eukaryota; Fungi; Ascomycota; Leotiomycetes; Helotiales; Sclerotiniaceae.